CUAGCAGGAUGUGUCUUGAAGAAGAGUGAAAAUUUUAGCAUAUACAGGGUCAGCUUUCUCACAGCUUUCUCACUGUUCACAUUGACCAAUAAGGCCUUUAAAACUGCAUAUUGGAAGCUUCUGAUAAACUAAGACCUUAAUUGAUAACACCACAAUAUGUAUGCAGGAACCAUUAUUUUUAACACAUCAAUGCAAAGGCUAACGACUAGAACUUGAAAGGAAUCGUUUUAUAUUUAUUUAAAGUAUAACGUGUUACAAAAUCCUGGAAGCAACUGGAAGUACUUAUCUAAGUGACUCAAGAUGUUGAAUCCUUUUACUGAUAGAAACAAUACUUUUGUUGAUGAAACUAAGCCUAAUGAAUUUGAAUCUGGAAAAAUUAAUAAUAAGCAGUCAUUAUCUAUUUAUGGUGUUAACAAAGCUCACAGCAAUUCUAGAAUUUAUUCAGUAUCAUCCGAAUUGAAAGAAAUGGAUCAAAUCGGUGCAACUUUUGAAAACUUUGAUAAUAAUAAGAAUAGUUUAAAGUCAAGUGAAGUUGUCGAAUGCGUUGCCGAGUCAAAAACUGCUUGUGUUAUCAACAAAUGUAAUAAUGAGGUCUCUUCAGAGUUGUCAAUUCCAAUGAAGCAAGUAAUUAGCGCAGCAGAUACUGGUAACGGCAUGUUAAAUAGUGAUGACAUCGCAUCAGUUGCUUCAUCCUUUGUGAAACCUUAUAUGUAUAGUUCAAAUGUUCAGUCUGGUUCUAAUGCUAAGACAUGCUCUCCAUUUCUUAAUAACAGCUAUAUGGACAAUAAAAUUGAUUACUUUCGCAGCAAAUGUGACUCAUCCGUGAAAGCAGAUAAUUUGCGCGAAAAACUCAAUAAUGAAAAAAAGACGGAAAUGGAGUUCAAAAAACUUGUUCAGGAAAUUCGUGUAAUAAUAGGAAGUCCAUCGGUUAAGCCUUCUGCUUUGCUGCGAGUCUUGAAGAAUAUAUAUAUGUUAGAUUUAUCACAGGUAACAUUAGUUCGUAAUCCAUUCGAUGUUGCACAGAUAUUUCAAAUGCGAUGUAUCGCUAAAAUAGAACCUACUCAUGCCAGAAUACAACGAAUGCCAAAAAGAUUAUUAGUAUGUAACAAACUCGAACAAUUAGUUGUGAAAAUUUGGCGAAAAUUGGAUAUAAGUCAUGUCAACAAAAAAUAUCAAUUUAAAAACUUGUCAAUAUCUUUUAGAACGAAUGCUGCAAAUGUUGACAUAGAUCAGAUUUCUAAUGUACAAUAUUGUCUUCGCUAUAAGUAUCCCUUGAAGUAUAAUAUGAUGCCGUUGACAAAAACUAAAAGUUUCCGUCUUCUCAACUCUUAAUACCUUAGUACUCAGUCUCACAAGUAUUAUUCAUUUCUUAUAUCGAAAGUGAAAUUUUUUCAAA
Molecule: messenger RNA, 1396 nt
Organism: Teleopsis dalmanni
Lineage: Eukaryota; Metazoa; Arthropoda; Insecta; Diptera; Diopsidae
Exons: 4
Coding region: 301-1332 (343 amino acids)
Source: RefSeq, a predicted model, not a curated record